AUGUCGAUUUCGAGUACGGGGUCCUCUAUGGAUAGUCUCCGCAGUGCGUCUCCUGCACCGUCGAUCGAGUCAGUUCCCGACAGACUGGCACCCGCCGUGUUCGGACCGAUGGUGUGGGACAGUUCUGAGCUAGAUACCGACAAAUAUGUUGUGCAAUUGACCCGGGCCGAGAUCGAUCAAAUCCGUGCGGCUGUUAUUCACUUCAAGCUUACUCGUUUGCCGCGUGGUGCUAUCAAUCGCGAAACCUUUCCACUCAGCACCGAGCUAGCGGAAAGGCUCACUAAUAUCAGCGAUGAAAUCCACAGUGGUGCUGGUGUCUCUGUAUUGCGAGGACUCGAUACUGCUAAAUUCAAUGACGAAGAGGCAGUUAUCGCCUUUGCAGGGGUAUCAUCUUAUGUUGGCGCAAGUCGUGCAACUGAUUCCUACGCGAACCAGACAUUGAGCCAUGUCCGAGAUGCAACGCAUGACAGUGUGCCAGAAUGGGCUAAGGAUAUUGGACUCGCUGGAUCCAAGAUCACUUCCGCGAUGGAUUUCCAUAGCGACCGUUUCUCUGGAGACAUUCUCGCUCUCCAUGUCAGGAAUGACGGAGGACCCGGCAAUGGCGGAGACCAGCAUAUUGUUAGUGUUGCAAAGAUCUACAACGAGAUCCUGCAGCGAGAUCCCGCUGUUCUAGAGACAAUGGCAACCCCAGAUUGGCCAUUCGAGUUGAAGCAAAAGAACAGCAAGCCGUACCUCGAGCUCGGUCCUACGCUAUUCUUCUCCAAAGGAAAGCCGAUUCUACAACUAGUGAAAGCACCACUUCUCGGUAGUCCUCGUAUUCCACGAGAUCCAUCAAUGCCGUCCCUUACAACUGAGCAAAUGCACGCCUUGGAAGUUGUCGAGGAGCUCGCCAGGAAAUUCAGCACUAAGAUUGACCGUCAAGUUGGAGACAUUCAGUUUAUCCAUAAUCUUAGCAUUCUGCAUGCGAGAUCUGCAUAUGGCGCAAACGGUCAGCGGAGCAGCCGUCACCUUCUACGCAUGUUUCUAAGAGACCCCGAGAGGAUGUGGGAGAAGCCUGCGACAUGCAGGAAUAAUUUCGACGAUCCUUUUGCGCCGGGAAGGCAUCAAGAGUUGCCAAUUCUCGACUUGGAUCCCUGGCGUAAGAUCAGCGGCCGUGAGAGCCACGGAUAG
Aaosphaeria arxii CBS 175.79 is the source of this 1170-nucleotide messenger RNA. RefSeq names its product taurine catabolism dioxygenase TauD. Gene Ontology annotation, molecular function: oxidoreductase activity. Bases 1 to 1170 code for a protein of 389 amino acids. The record is from RefSeq and is a predicted model, not a curated record. The transcript is spliced from 4 exons. NCBI's taxonomy places the organism in Eukaryota, Fungi, Ascomycota, Dothideomycetes, Pleosporales.